AUGGAAACAGCUGGUACGAGUUCGCUCAAGCUUGUCAAACGUAUGGGAUCCGUCGAGGCGCUCAUACGCUCACUAAUCCGCGAGCCACGUGAACCACAUGUAACAUCCAUGCCAAUCGUCACUGCCACGUCAUACAUCCCCCUAGAAAGGUUCUACCAUGCGCCACAGGCCGAACGGACGGACCAAACAAACCAUCACAAGCGACGGUUUACAAUCUUCGCACCUUCCAGUCCUAUGAUUACCAGGCGCCAAAAGCAGGCUGCACAGACAGCUGCCGCAGCGGAACGGCCUGUAGACAGCGCUGUUGGGACCCGCAAGAGACCUGCCCAGCCUCUCGUCGAGAAGAAAGCUAAGCGCAAGAAGGCGUCUGCAGAGCCGUUGGAAGUUUUAGCGCCGACUAUCCAAGCCGAGCCUGAACGCAGACAAGAUAAUGCAUUGGGGACCACGCCUGCUACUACCGAAACUAAAGGAGCAGAAAAAAGCGCGCCCGUGCCUCUGGCCAAGGCCGACGCUACGGAGCAAGCACCCGUCCCACCUGAAUCCAAGAAACCAGAGGAGACCACCCCGCCCGUGCAUCCGACGCAAGCCGACGCUACGGAGCAAUCGUCCGCUCCAGCCGGAUACAAUAAGACCAAGAAGAAAACCCCGCUCGUACCUUCGGCGCAAACCGGCACCACGGAACAAGCGCCCGCUCCAUCUGACUCCAAGAAGGUUAGGAAGAAGAAACCGCCCAUGCGUCCGACGCAAAGCAACACUACGGAGCGAGCGCCCGCUCCAUCCGAAUACAAGAAACCUGAGAAACUUGCGCCCGUACCUUCGACGCAAACAGAAACUACGGUCCAAGUGCCCACUCCAUCCGAGUCCACCUCCCAAACCGACUUGGCUCUUCCUAGCUCUGAUCCCCUCCGAGAGCAUAUGCAGGGUAGAGAGCACUCGCAAGAAGAGGCUGAGGUAAUUGAUGUGCUGAUGAGUGAGCCUGAUUACGAUAGUGAGCUCACGGCUGCGGGUUAUCCUUCAACUCUCGAAUUAUCGGAGAUAUUCACGGAAUCGUACUUCAUACAACCGUCGAGGGAAGAGGAGGACGGCAAUGCUGAGGGAGAGCAACCUCAAGGCGAGUACAAUAAUUCGCGGGAUGAAGACGACGACAAGGCACAGGACCUCUUGAAGGCUUGGUUCCCGGAGCAGGACAAAGGCAAGCUCGCCGGAUUGACUGCUCCUGUACUGCUUGCUGACGCUAUAACAGGCACGGAAGGGGUGUUUGGGGACGACUACUUCGACCAACAAUCGCGGGACGAAGACGACGAGAAUGCACAAGCUAUGUUAAAGGGGUGGUCCCAGGAGGAACCCAAUGGCGACAAAGAUAUCCCUGCUGCCCCCUCAGACGACGCGCCAACGGUUCGUGACGGCGCCGAUGAGCCAUCACGACAUAUCCAAAGUGUCAGUCAAGGUCCCCAGGAAGAUGGAUUUGAUCACGAUCUCCAGGAUCCUACCGAGAGCAACCUCGGCGAGGACGUCGAUAUGCCUGAGGGUGCCCCUGUCAUCCCUUCUAUCGAUGAGAUGCUAGCAUUAAUCACGGAAACCACCGGUGAAGAACCUUGCAUGUCACCAGAGCGCACUCGAGGACCGAUCUCUCAAGAAGAUAUCAUGCGGCUAGGCGUGGUAGGGGAGAAGUUGCUGACUGUCGUGAAGUGGUGGUGCCGUUAUCUCAACAAGGACAUCGACAUUAUACUCACUCAUAUGGGACUCGGCGAGAGUACUGCUCGUGCCCCUUCAUUAUACAACCAAUUCAUGAGCUGGUUUGCUGCUUUCUCCGAGUCUCCCAAAGUGCCUUUCGACGAGUGGCAGAAAGAGGGUGGCCGCCAAUAUCAAGAACUCAAAUCCAAUCUGGAAAGCCAGGAUUCAGCUACGCGAACCAAGGCUGAGGCCACACGCCACGAAGUUAUUCGUCACUAUGAAGACGUUAACUCUACGACCGGAUCUUACGAGAUGACAGACAACGCUGUGAAGAGACGGGUCACAGCUGAGGCCGGACGUUAUUCCAAAUCCGCCAAAAUGACUGCAGCGAUGGGAGACAUGGAUGUCAUCGGCGUCGUUCUUCAUCGAGGGUGUCCCGAGUCUCUCAUAGCUCCGUCUGCGUUCUUUGCGUCGUCGCAGGCACUGAUGCGCCUAUUCUCCGACACCCACGGCGUGAACCUCACAGCUGUGCUCCAUUAUAUGUCUAGUGUGGUCGUGUCGGACACAAUCAAGAAAAACCUUACUAUCCCACAUCCGGACGUGUUCAAGACCCCGAUUUCCGAGAAGAAGACUCCUGCAACCAAAAGCGCAGCACGAUCCGAGGCCUCAGGGGGUGCAGCCAACGCGGCCGGCGGAGAAGACGCUACUAGUAACAACGCGGAGGACGACGCCGGCGCCGUAGUCGCAGAUGAACGCCCGCCUACUGUCAGAGAUGACUUGCGUAAGGUGUUUACGAAGCAGGUCAAAGCGAAGUUUGCGGCCAUCGGGCAAAAGAUCAGCUCAAAAAUGUAUUGGACGAAAAUUCUCGACUACUGCAUCAUUCACCGAGUUUUCGUCGACCUGUUCCCGCAUACGCUUACCACCCACGUCAUGGGCAAUCCCAAGUGGGACUAUGUGACUUAUCGAACGUGUCACCUGUGGGCACUCUGCCGUGGGGGAUACGACCAGGAAGUUGAUGAUCCGACGGGCGAACUGAAGAGAUGGGGAACACAUGAUUGGCUCCUGUUGAAAGAGGCUGUGAAGAAUGGAAAUGGCAACGGCGAGACGCUCGACGACCUCGAGUACGCGUCUUGCUGGAGCCUUGAGCCCUGGACGGACGAUACGAUCGCCGACUGGGAGGAUUUCGACGCCAGGGACUCAGUAGUCCUCGUUCGUUCUCGCGAUGGCGAAAGCCUUGUGACAGUGGCCGAUGCACGCAAAUGGCUGAAGAAGCUACCUAGUCCCAAGUUGCCAAAAGGAAUGACGAAGUCUAAGGGUAAGGGUAAACAGAAGGCCGAUAUUUCACCAACUAGUCCGGCAAAAUUAUCCCCUACCGCGCUACAAGAUGAUAACGUCGAUCCGAGUAACGCGAGCACAAUUGUACAGCGUCCUCGACCUCAGCAACGAACAGAGCUGGUGUCCCACAUCCACUCUCCCGUCGGCGAGAUGCCCGGAGGCAGCAGUCGACAAUCUGCAGGUGAUGAGGCGCCAGCGCGUAUAGGUGAAGUAACAGCGGUCAAUGAAGCCACCGUACCUGCUUUACAACCCGACGGUAUGCAUGACCCUUCCUCCCCAAUCAGCGCACGCUUGCGACGCCGUCGCCCGUCCUCACCCUCCGCGACUGGCCGUUGGGACCUAUCUGACGGCGAUGACCAUGUCGACGAGGCGCCUCCUUUAGAACAGCAAGCUGCCAAUCAUUCAGCUCGCCCGCCAGCAUUGAGUAAUUCGCGAAGACCGCGCAGCAACUCAGUCAUCGAGCUUUCCCCCCCGUCGUCUGCUCGUUUUCGUUCCGCCAACGCCUCGACUUCGCGAAGUCAGGUGGUAGCGUCCCACGCGCACGCGCCUCUUGUUCGACCGAAUCAGAAUCGUGCCAUGCGGGGGAGGACCGGUGCUCAAGCUCGUCCACAGCCUAGCCCUCCCUCGACUUCACGCGGACGUUUAGCGCCUUCGACGCAGUCGGGAGGCAAUGGUGCACCUAUGCGAGGGACAGCUAAUACUCAAGGUCGCACGCGCGUAGCAGGCUCAUCCUCCAGUUCAUCAAGGGUGCGUCGGGAGCGCGAUGGAUGGGCUCGCAUGCAAGCCCAAGGCGGUGGGAUAUUCAGCCAGUAUCCACCCAGCUUCCCGGGAUAUGGAUUUGGAGGAUUUCCGGGUUACCAGCAAAUGAUGGCACCUCCAGGGUUUCCAUUCUACCCGUCAGGGGGGAGUAUGGGCCCUAUGCAACGUCCCCCAAGGCGCAAUCAGCCCGAGAUGAUGCUGCAGCCAUCUAGAUCCCGUCAAAACACUGUGCCAAGUCAGGCCAUGCCACCCCAGCGCCGUCAAAGGGCGCGGCCAGAGGACCUCGAUUAUGAGCCCGAUGCGUUAGAGGAGGAUGACGAGUGA
Coniophora puteana RWD-64-598 SS2 is the source of this 4092-nucleotide messenger RNA. RefSeq lists its product as uncharacterized. The transcript is spliced from 20 exons. The coding region runs from base 1 to 4092 and encodes 1363 amino acids. The record is from RefSeq and is a predicted model, not a curated record. Lineage: Eukaryota; Fungi; Basidiomycota; Agaricomycetes; Boletales; Coniophoraceae.